GGAAUGCUAUACUGCUAGUGCUACUUUUUUCCCUUCGCAAGUAUUUAUUAAAAAUCGGCUUCAAAUAAAUAAAUAAUAUAUAAAAAUUAAUUUAAAUAGGAGAGAAAAAUUGUUGAAGAGUCGUAGAACGACAACGAGGACCGUUCUGCAUUCGCACUCAUCGCUCGCCAUUAGCGAACGAACGAUCGAUUUCAACUUCUUCUGUUCGAGCGAUUCAAAAUUCUCGUUUUUUUCUGAAGAGAAAACGAAGAAGAAGAGAGAGAGAGAGAGAGAGAGAGAGAGACAGUGAAGUAAAAAUUGGAAAUGGCGCUUUCACGGCUUCGAGGUCCAGUGAAAGAGAUCUCUAAGUCUCACGCUCCUUCUUUCUUGAGAGCUCGCUUUCUCUCUUCUUCUUCCUCUAGAUCCCUCUCUCGCCCUCCCUGUGUUCAAAAUUCUCUUGUGGGUGAUCAUGGCUCUCUAUUAAGGCCCGCAUCUUUAUUUAUGCUCACUGGAGUUCAAAUUAAUUCUUUAAAACUAAAGCUGUGGGUUGGUGGUAUCAAGUACUUCUCUUCUGCAGAUUCUUCACAUACAGUACUCCAGAUGCCAGCUAUGUCUCCUACAAUGAGCCAAGGUAACAUUGCAAAAUGGAGGAAGAAAGAAGGAGAUAGGAUAGAAGUGGGUGAUGUACUAUGCGAAAUUGAGACUGACAAAGCCACUCUUGAGCUAGAAAGUCUUGAGGAGGGGUUUCUGGCUAAGAUACUGGUACCUGAUGGUUCAAAAGAUGUGCCCGUUGGACAACCUAUUGCAAUAACGGUUGAGGAUCAAGAUGAUAUCCAAAAUGUCCCUGCUACUGUGGCAGGUGGAUCUGAGAUUAAAGAGGAAACAACAAAUCAGAAUGUGAAAAAUGAGAACAAAGUACAAGAGAAAAGUUCAAUUAAGACAAGUGCAUCUGCGAUACCUCCUCAUAUUCUUGUUGAAAUGCCUGCAUUAUCCCCAACUAUGAAUCAGGGAAACAUUGCGAAGUGGCUAAAGAAAGAAGGAGACAAGAUCAAUGUGGGUGAUGUUAUAUGUGAGAUAGAGACAGACAAAGCUACCCUUGAAUUCGAAUGUCUUGAAGAGGGGUACUUGGCUAAGAUACUAGCACCUGAAGGUUCAAAGGAUGUGGCUGUGGGUCAACCUAUUGCAAUAACAGUUGAGGAUCCAGCUGAUAUUGAGACAGUAAACAAUAGUGUUAGCAGUGGUUCUGAAAUCAAAGAGGCAAAGCCAAUGCAUCGUGAUGAUGGAAAUGAAGCUAAAGCUCAGAAAACAAGUGUUGCGAGGAUCAGUCCAUCUGCAAAGUUGCUAAUUACAGAAUAUGGAUUGGAUUUAUCAUCAUUAAAGGCAUCAGGUUCUCAUGGUACGCUGCUCAAGGGGGAUGUUUUAGCUGCAAUUAAGUCAGGAAAAGGAUCUUCAUCUAAAGAGAAGACACUCCCAUCUCCUCAAAAAGCUUCUCCCGCUGUGUCAACAGAUUCAAGGUCUCACAUAAAGCAGUCAGAUUCUUUUGAAGAUCUGCCUAAUAGUCAAAUACGCAAGGUAAUAGCCAGAAGGUUAUUGGAAUCGAAACAAAAUACACCACAUUUAUAUUUAUCAUCAGAUGUUAUACUGGAUCCUCUUCUUUCUCUUAGAAAGGAACUUAAAGAGAAGCAUGAUGUUAAAGUUUCAGUGAAUGACAUUGUCAUCAAAGCUGUAGCUGUGGCACUGAGAAAUGUACCGGAAGCAAAUGCUUACUGGAAUGCUGAGAAAGGAGAAGUCAUUUUAUGCGAUUCUGUUGACAUUUCGAUUGCAGUGGCAACAGAGAAGGGAUUGAUGACUCCAAUAGUGAGGAAUGCAGAUCAGAAGACCCUAUCUUCAAUAUCCCUGGAGAUCAAGGAAUUAGCUGAGAAGGCAAGGGCAGGGAAGCUUUCACCAAAUGAAUUCCAAGGAGGAACUUUUAGCAUUUCAAACUUGGGAAUGUUUCCAGUGGAUCAAUUUUGUGCAAUUAUAAAUCCUCCACAGGCUGGUAUCCUUGCUGUUGGUAGAGGCAACAAAGUUGUUGAAGUAGUAAUUGGAAGUGAUGGAGUCGAAAGGCCUGCAGUUGUCACAAAAAUGAACUUAACGUUAUCUGCUGAUCAUCGUGUUUUUGAUGGAAAAGUUGGAGGAGCAUUCCUCUCAGCUUUGGGUUCAAACUUUAGUGAUGUCCGAAGACUUCUUUUGUAAUAACAUGAGAAAAGCCAUGAGAUUAAUUAAUGGGGGCUUCCAAGAGAUCAACUACAGUGGCGGAUGUAAUUUAGUUUUUUUUUUUUUCUUCAGAUUAACAUGUUAUAUUUCUUCCUGGAAUACCCCAGCCUGAAACAUUCUGCUUUUGUUGUACCAUCUCAGUCAGAGGAUUUUUGCUGGUUCCUUGAAUCCAACUUCCCCGUAGAGAACUGAAUUGUUGAGGAGCAUAAGCCAUGAGGUUUGGCAUGAUUUUAGGUUUCAAAUGUCUGAGGUUUUCUGAACAAGAAAACAACAGAAAUGUUCCAAGGUUUUGAUGCUUUUCGUCAUCAAACAUAAUUCUGUAGCUUUACGUUCCAUUUUUUGGAAUAAUUAAUGAUGUAUAAAAGAGCUACAGAAAAUAAACUUAUAUAUCAAUGAGUUAAUUCUUAUUUGUGCA
This is a messenger RNA of Quercus lobata, 2650 nucleotides long. It is a transcript of the gene LTA3, whose product is annotated as Dihydrolipoamide acetyltransferase, long form protein. Bases 304 to 2214 code for a protein of 636 amino acids. NCBI's taxonomy places the organism in Eukaryota, Viridiplantae, Streptophyta, Magnoliopsida, Fagales, Fagaceae. The transcript has 23 exons. Gene Ontology annotation, molecular function: acyltransferase activity. Gene Ontology annotation, biological process: pyruvate decarboxylation to acetyl-CoA. Gene Ontology annotation, cellular component: mitochondrion; pyruvate dehydrogenase complex. The record is from RefSeq and is a predicted model, not a curated record.